This is a messenger RNA of Trichobilharzia regenti, 4286 nucleotides long. NCBI's taxonomy places the organism in Eukaryota, Metazoa, Platyhelminthes, Trematoda, Strigeidida, Schistosomatidae. The record is from the annotation of a GenBank genome assembly.
CACCAACAAGCCGUUAUUAAGCCUGUUGGAAAGAAACAGGCGGAAAGAAUCUCAAGUGGUCUACUCAAACAUCUGCAUAAUAAGUUUUUAUAUUUUUACUGCAAUCAUUUCUGACAAAGCAGACAUUUUAUUAGAAGAUUCCCCUCUUUGCUGUCUUUAUUUACUCCAGAUAACACAGUCUACAAAAAUAUGUUCUGUAUGUCAAGAUCUGUGAAGAUUGUAAACAGUGGUUCAACAGAAAAUUCAACUGACAAUAAAUUCAUAAGCUCCAGGAAACUUUAUAACUCAAACAAUCUGAAUAACACGUUAUAUGUUAGACCAAUCGCCACAGAACUCGUGGAUAAUGUGUCAUUUACACCUCAUUCAGAUAAUAAAAUGGAAUCACAUUUUUCAUGCCCUCAAAGUCAGGAUUUGCCCACAAUGUCUUCGUCACAUAGUGUCAGUGUCUCUGAUAAAUGCAGUGGAUCCCUGGCAGUUACUAGUUCACCUGAAUUAGUGACCAACUAUUCUUUCCUGAAUCAGAAUCGCAAUCCUCAGUCUAUAUUUUAUACAAAAACAAUGUGUUCAUAUCCAGACGCUCAGAGUCAUGAGCAGUGUAAUUCGACAUGUGCUAAUUCUCUUGGGUCUAAAGUCACAUCAUCGUGUAAUUCAUUUCUAAAUUCAUUGGGAUUUGAUCACCAGUUUGUGAGAAAUAAUACCCAGUCACGUAGAAACUCUACGGCUGUGUCAAACAAAAAUAAAGACAGUUUCUGUGACUUUGAAACAGUAGACAGUGAAGAUAUUGCAGAUAAUGACCGUAUUUCUAAUUAUCAUCAGAAUCAAUCAAAUCCCAAUCUCCUCAGACUUUUAUCCAGUUGUAACCAAUUAAUUGGGGAUUCAUCGACGGAAAAGCCGUAUUCAGUAGCAACACUAUCAUCAUUUUUAUAUUCACCAGAACCUUCAAUUUUAAAUACUAACGCAGCAAUUUCUAAUAAAACUUCAACUCUGCUUACUUCAACCCUCAAAGGCAAUUUUAAUUAUUCUAGUGAAAAUUCUUCUCUUGAUAGGAAGACAAACAGUCAUCAGGCCGAGGAUGAUGAUGACAAUAUUGUUGAAAAGUAUGACAGUGAGAGAGACUUUAAAUAUAAUAAGACCACUCAUUCAGACACAUACUCCUCAUGGAUGCUUAAAAACUACGUACAAGCAAACAAUCCAAUCAGGUUAGAUCAGCCGUGUACUAGCAGUGAUGAAAUUCAUGAAGUACCAUUUUCUUCAAUUGAGAAUUAUUCUUCAGAUGUAUAUAACCCCUCUUUAUCAUUACCAAUGUCUUUCUCACCUUUCUCUCCAUCAGUGAUCCAUGACUGUAGUUCAGUAGAGGGAAACAGUCAAAAAAAUACAAGUGCUCCUGAUGGCAAUGAAAUUACUGGUAUGUUAAAAUAUGAUGAAAAACAUCCAAAUCCAUUAAUUUGUCCACCUUCCUCCUCAUCUUCGUCCUAUUGUUCCUCUUCUUCUUCGACGUCAUCAUCAUAUUCUGACCAUAACCACCAAAACUAUUUCGUGCAAUCGGAUAUUCCUCCAUAUCUAACAUCACAUCUUCAGGCAGUAGAGUGGAGUUCUAAGCUUCAGUACAAUCCUCAUGAUAACAGGUGUCUGCACCACGAAGACAGACAUCAGGAACAACAAAAACAACAAAUAUUUCUGCAUUAUCCAAAUCCGACGGAAACUGUUAAGUGGAUGCCUAGACACCUAAUAACGAUGAGUACACAGGAACAGCAGCAAAUCACAGACUAUAUUCCAUUGGAUGAACCACACUCAGUGAUAAGCAAACUUCACAUGGAUUAUAAUUCACAAAUUAGCAUCGACAAACAACCUUCAUUAAAUGAAAGUCCUCAAUGCGUACAAUGUGGAUCAUUCAAUACACAGAACCAGCAAUGGGUUUUUGAUGGAAUGACUGAGCUUUAUCUGUGCAACAAUUGCAAUCAACAAAUUCAUAACAACAGUAACACUCAAUCUACAAGAAGAAUGCAUGAACAGUCUGAUGAUUCAAUUCCAUUCUUAGAUCCAUUAUUCAAUCGUGAGGCGUUGAACAGACAACGGUCUGAUACUGACCGUGAUAAUGCUUAUUUAUCUACUCUAAUUUGGAAUGAUGUAAAGCCAUAUUCAAAGGAUCCUGCACUCAUUUUCAGUACUACUAACAAUUCAAACGAUAUAGGUAAACGCUUGGAGUCCCAGCUAUCACAAGAGAUUUCAAACUAUCCUCCAUGGUCUCAGUAUACAGCAAAUAUUAUGAAGGAUAUAAAAGUGACUGAUGAAAGGGUUAAUCCAAUACUAAGUGAAGGAAAAAUUCCUGAAUCGUCAAACUCAUUAAGUGUCACAAAUUCUGCGCGUCGCUCGGGACAGUUUUGUACCAACUGUAAUACUUCGGCAACGACACUUUGGAGACGGAAUACAGAAGGAGAGCCAGUUUGCAAUGCCUGUGGACUUUAUUUUAAAUUACACAAGAUCAAUCGACCUAUAUCUAUGAAGAAAGAAGGGAUUCAAACUCGCAAGAGAAAACCACGAGUGAAUACACUUAAAUCCAAUCAGUUGUACGUUGUGAACUCCUCACGCAGUUCUAAUAAAUCUGUGAACAGGAUUACUACACGCAUAAACAACGCCAAAGAGAUUACGAAUAGUUCUCCUCAUCAUAUCCAGCAACAGCAUUUGUCUUACCAACGAACAGAAAUUGGAAGUCGUCCUCCAAUCCCACCUAAAUUAGCUAAUUUAGCAAACUCAGAUUAUAAUGAACAAGAUAUCAAAAGACAAAAUUUAAGUGAAGGUAAUUCAGAAGCACUGGAUUCAUUGUUUUAUUCCCAUUUAUUCAAUGAAAUUCAUUCAACACGUCCAGUAUCUCACACCACUCAAUUUCCUUCUACUUCCGUGCCUGUUACCUCCUACUGUCACCGAGUGAAUUCAAAUGAACUCAACGCUCCAUUUUAUGGUGAUUAUUAUGGCAAAUGUAGUGACAAUUUUGAGGAUGGAGCAAGAAUAAUAAACCGAUUACCAAUGUUUGAUAGAACUGUGGGACAUAAUUCAGCGAAUUCAUUUUUAAACUGGUCAAAUAUGUCUAGAAGAACAGAUGGUGUUACUGACAGAAUAUCAACCAACAACACUGAAUUGGAGGGUAGUCGAAAUCCUAUAGCCAUCGGUGGAAAUUUUAUUAAUAAUAAUCAUAAUAAUAACGAUGGCUCAGAUAUUCCAUUUAACUUUUCAAAUGCAGUUGUAGACUUCAUAAAUUUUAGCUACCAAGGAACAAAUCAACGAUAUCAAACGGGAAAUUUAAUCCAUUCAACUUUUAAACAGAACAUAACAGAAAAUGAUAAUUCCACGAGUAGUGGAAAGUUGGAAACGUACCAUACUUCAAGAUCCAAUGGUUUUUAUGAACCAACCCCAUAAUCAUCAGAAAAGUUGGAUAAUAUAAUAAACACUGACUAAACAUAAGAAUAACACAAACAUUGAAACCUAUUAUUAAGAUAUCCAUGUAAACAGUGUAUCAGUAAUCAUCCAGCUUGUUUAGUACAAACAAAUCAGAAGAAUGCACAUCCUAUUUUUUUUUCAUUUCGGCUGGUUACUGAAUAAGUUCAUUCACUUUUGAAAGAAGAAUCAAACUUUCUCAACAGGAUUACAAGUAUAGCAACCCGAUUUUCCACAUUGAAUAGAUACAGUUUCAGUCAUGUGAUUUUCAAGUCCCAGUGUACUACUACUUACUUAUUCAUGAAUACUGAGACAAGAUAGAGUUUACUGAUUCUGCUGAGAGGCUAUGCUCGUGGCAGAAGAAUACAGAAAAUAUUAUCACCCCUUUAUUUAUGAAGACCAUAAAUGAAUAAUAACUUUUUUUAAAGAAUUUUUUUACUGUCAAUGUUCAUUUGGUUUUGGGCAUCAUUUUGAUUAUUUAUAUCUAUUUUAAUGCUUUAAUUGAGCUGUUUUUUUCUUUGUUUAGGAUGGUCAAAAUAAACAUCACUCAGAACUUUGUUUGUCAAUCAUAGUAAAAUCUUUUUUUGUAGAAGUCUAACUCUCAUCUUUAUCAACUAUUUACACGUGUAAAGGAGUUACCAACUGCAGAAUAUAGCACUGUUUUCCUUCGGUGUUCACAUUUUUACAAAUUAUUAAGUGUGAACGUAUCUUGGACAUCUACAAGUCUAACCCUGAAGUAUGUAAUGUGGAGUGCAAUAGUUGAUUUUUGAUCAGCGUGUUGCUGACUUGUACUCUAGGCUCUGUAUCAGUAUCACUCCAGAAACACAAACGUUAUUUUUACAUUCGAAAUCAGU